AUGACCAACAGCUCAUCACCCUGGCAACAUGAGAAGGUGGACAUACAGGCGUUCCUCUACAUAGUGGUUGUUAUCCUCUUCUGCGCCUGCAGCAUUGUCCUCCUGCUAAUCAAGUACGCGAGGAAUGAUGACGAGGAGGUCAACCUCAAGUAUCAGUACUCAGAUAUUGUCAAGCGUGAACGGUUUCAGUCUGCGCAGUACAAGAGCAUGCUGGCCCUGCAAAGGACCCAAGAAGUGUUGAAAAACAUGGCCCCAGAGCUGCUUACACAUAUUGGUAACUACCCAAUGAUCAUCGUUAGCGACUUCGAUAGAAAGGUGACCAUGCCGAUUGGUCGCAGUGACAUCAGUCAUCGUGACUCAUGUCUAUCUUCAUUGCAGAACAUAAGUGCCGUCAUUCUGAAUGAAAAAAAGUGACGGCAAUCUUUCAAGAGCUUGUUCGGAUAAUAAUAACGAUUUUGAAAGUGAAGCUAGGUACAACACAUGCACUAGCUCCCCGGCCAAUCAAAGCUUAAACAGUGCCGUAUGGCACGUAGGUAUG
Dreissena polymorpha is the source of this 538-nucleotide messenger RNA. RefSeq lists its product as uncharacterized. The record is from RefSeq and is a predicted model, not a curated record. Lineage: Eukaryota; Metazoa; Mollusca; Bivalvia; Myida; Dreissenidae. The transcript is spliced from 2 exons. The coding region runs from base 1 to 414 and encodes 137 amino acids.